CCGUGCUGGUGCCUUUACUGCAGUGAAGCAUCGGAGCUGGUCUCACAUGAAACAGAUGUGAGGAGCUGGCUCAGUCAGCAGGAGGAGCUGUCUGACCGAGGAACCAGAGGAGGAGGGAGAAAGAAAAAGGGAACUCCUUCAGAGGAGCAGGGAGACUGGGCUUCCUGGCUGGAGCCACACCUCAGAGAGAGAGAGAGAGAGAGAGCGACCUUAACAGAGAGUCAGAGCUGGUAAUGAUCUCAGUCUGCAGUUUUCAGCCUCUCAGUCGCUGCGCUCGCUGCCGUCUGAUCGUCUCUGAUCAAACCUGAAGCUCAGUGUGGAUAUUAAAACAGAGAUUUGGGAUCUGCUGUUUCAUCUGGCUGCAGAAAACCACCAGUGGACUUUUGGGAUUCUGUCAUUUUUUGGGGGAAUUAACAGCUGUUUUUUCUAUUUUGUUAUUUCUGAGGAUCCAGUAAAAUUAAUUUUGGAUUUUUUCCUUUCAGAACUUCUGGAUAUUCUGAUUUGAUUUGAUAUUUUCUUGGGUCUGAACCCUCCUGGAGUCCAGUGCUCAGUCUGAGGUGGGGUAAUUUCAGGGUUUUGGUCCUCUGAGUGUCGGCGUUGGUGCAGGUUUCUUUGUCUGAAUGCCCCAGGAUUACCCUCAGGCUGCAGUUCCUCAUCCGGCCUGCAGGGCGGCAGCAGAGAGGGGCGGCUCGCAGCUGGACAGGCAGAGUGUCGGCAUGAGCGACUUCUGGCACAAGAUGGGCUGCUGCGUGGUGGCUAAACCCCCGCCGAAGAAGAAGAGGAGGAAGAUCGAUCGCAGUAUGAUCGGAGAGCCGACAAACUUCAUCCACCUCACACACAUCGGCUCCGGAGAGAUGGCAGAAGGACUGCAGCCGUCGGGGCCGGUUCAGGAGCAGAUGAGGUCUAAAGGCCCGAACAUGAACGGCAGGAACAGCCUGUUAUAGCCGGAGUGUAUGAAAUCAACCCAGACCUUCUGAGCGGCCCCUCUGAACCUCUGAACCUGUAUCUGACUGUCAACCGGAGGCUUCGACUCCCCUCCUGCCCUGCUGAAGUGUCCUCGAGCGAAGCACUGCCCCUCUGCCAGCUGACGGGGGCGCUGUCAUUUCCUUUAUAUGGGGAAAGGAUGUGGCUGCACUUUCGUCUCUUUCAUGUAAUUUCAGUGAAGAUUUUUUACGAGCCAAGACUUAAAAUCAGUAGCCACCGUCACAAAAACAGAAAAACGAGCCGUGAGGGUGAGGGAGCUCUGUCUUUUGGUCUUAUUUCCACAUCUCAGGUCCAACAAACCGCCAGCUCCACAUCCGAUCCUGUAAAACAAACACAAAGGCAAGGACCACAUCCCCCAGAAUUCCUUUCCAUUCAGGAACUCUGCUAGAUGACAGAAUGUCUGUAUCUUAAGAAAGAAAAACUGGCUCCAAAGUGUUGUUUUUUAACAUUAAAAAAAUAAGAAAAGGAAAAAAAAAAAAAAGACUACAUUUCCCAGCAUUCAUUGGGAAGUUUUCUCAAAACUCCCUCAUCCAGGAAGCAGUGAGGAUUACUGCAUCCCCCAUAGUCCAUCAUCUUAGCCCUCGUGCUGGUGCAAAGUUCCCCCGCAGAGCUGCUGUGGAGUUUCCUCAGUGGACUUCAUUUCCCAGGAUGCUUGACUGCUCAGCUGUACUCCUCAUCUGGCUUCUAAAGGAUUGUCACGCCUUAGUUUGGUUGUUUUUUUGUUUUGUUUCCCCACCCCCCACCUUUCUUCAUUCACAUGGACCCAGUGAUGACAUCAUUGGACCUCAUUUCCCAGGAUGCUUCACUCUGCCCAGCCCCACUGCUGGUGCUGAAUGAUUUAAGACUCUCGUUUUAGGAGAUGGGAAAGUCCCGCAAGUUCCCGCUACACUGGACCGGACUCCCUCUCCCUGUGUGCGUGUGUGUGUGAGUCAUAUGGUCUUAAUAAUCCACCAGUUUAAAUAUAAACGUUGACUUCACUGAGCUCUCAGAGGGGCCCAGACACACAGUCCAAAACUCCCACUAGAAAAUGACCCGCUUUGUGCCGAAGUUCGACAUGUCAGACUACUCAGACUGCAGUUCGGGGGCCGGUUUGCUGAAUCCCCAAGAAGACAGAAGUGUUUUCAUUUUGGGUUCCACACUGACCUUUUCUAAACCUUUGCUUAAAACAUCUUUUGCUGCAUCUGGUGGGAAGCUCAAGCGGCAUUUAACUGCUUUGUAGUUUUAGUAUUUUAACAACGUUAAGCAGAAAUUGUUUUUCAUUUUCUGCUGUUUUUGGUGAUUCGCUGAAUGUUUUCUCCUAAUGUCACUGUUUUCUUUUUUGCAUCCCUCCUGAUUUAAUAUCCCUAUCGCUAAACGAAGCAGGGAUCCAAAACGCCGAAGCCGACGGGCAGACAACUGCCGGCCGUAAACCUUUGGGACAGGGUUCAUGUUCGGGUCGAUGGUUCGGUUGAUAUGUGGAUGGAGUUGAUUUCUAAGACUCGUAGAUUAAAUGUGUUUAAUAUAUUCUUGAAAAAUGAACUCGUGUCUGCAGCAACGAGAGUUCAGGUAAAGAGUUUCUUCAAAGCUCCGCUGCCAUUUGGACAAAAAACAGAUGUGAGCUUCUACGAAACGCUCGACCAAAAAGAUUCAAUUCCAGCACUUUCUGAAAAAACAAGAGUAACUGUAGUCCAGGGCAAAGAUUUUAACAUUACUGAGGUCAAAACGAUAUCCGGACAUCUCCCCCCAUGACGGUCUCCAGGUUUCAAGUCUUUCUCUACUAUAACUAACUAAGUGUAAUUCAAGUUCUUUCAUUUCACAUUUAAAUAAAUUCAGCCUAAAAUGCGUCAGGAUCAGCCUCUAAGAGCCCAACAUGUUUAACUGCAGAAUGUAAACUCCUCCUCAAUAAUAACCAGACAUACCACCGAGGACGUGAUCUUAGCGUCCUGCACCAGACUUCUAUUGACUAAACAAUACGUUUUACACAAACUAGAUCCUCAGUGUUUCUUUCAAACUUAACUCAAGUGAGAUUUCCUUGUCUUGUGCCGUAGAAACACUGUGAAAGUUUCAUAACGCUCGAUCCGCGGCGAAGCGCGCACAGCCCGUAUCCAGAAGCUCCGCCUCUAAACGAGCCGUCGGGACUGAAGGCUCGGUCAGCCAAUCAGAAGAGAGCUCAGGGACACAAAACACCGUGUUUACACCCUGAUGGCUUUUUGGUACGUAAGCCACAGAUGUGCUCGGCUGCUGUGUGCACUACCGGGGGCGGUUGCCGCAGAAACCGCUGAGUCACCGCGCGCCCCCUCGCCGUGGCGACCGGCUACUGGGCCUGAGAGGCCAAAGCGUCAGGGAAAGUCUGAGCCGCUGCUGGUCUCAGUUUUCCCCGCGACGGCGUGGUGUGUUCACUGGAAUCCGCGGAGCGUGGGAGGCUUGACACUUCCUCCCUGGGCUCAUUUGUCUAAAGGAUUUUCUCUGUUAUUCCUCCACAGUCGAACCUGACGGGUCAGUUAAUCGCACCGCGUGGGAGCCGUUUGACCUUUUCGCACUUUUCACAGCCAACUGAGACGCUGAUUUUUCAUCAUGCGUCUCUCAGUCAGAUGCUCAGAUCAGCAUGUAAACGAAAACCAACGUAAACAACGCCGAUACAUGGCAAACAGCUUGUGAAGUGAAACUGAGUGAGCGUUUCGAAGCAUUCGGGUUUGCUGCCCCCCAGUGGCCGACGCAGUCCCACUCUCACACAGAACACAGCUGCAGUCGCCACCGGUAACCGCAGGUGUCGCCGAAUCACCGGGACGGAAAUCUGAAGCAGAAUUUGACACCGCGCCUGCACGGGCGGCGCUCCGGCCCUUCCCUGAAGCGCGAGGCGUUGCUCGGCCCGUGCCGACGGCUCCGUCAGGUAAACGUGAAGCGUAGCUGCUCUGUCGGACCUGCGACAGACGAAAAACGCCGCAACACAAACUGAGGUGAAGAGGCGUCAGUGUGGGUUGGAAAUGUUUCAGCUCAAGCAAAAGAACUGAACUCAUCCCAAAGCUUCAGGCCACGAAUUCAACAAACGUCCGCACAGACGGCAGAUCAACUGCCGGACUGUUUCUCGCCGUCUGGGGCUAAAAACCGUCCGGCAGUCGAUUCACACGCGUAAUGCGAGACGAAACAAUUCCCGGGUUCAGAUUUCAGUCCUUGCUGAUAUGGUGACACCUGUGGUUUCUGGUGGCAGCUGCGGGUGUGUUUAAUAGUCCGGGUCCCAGAGUUUUGCUGGGGACUGAGAAUAAGGGUCAUAACUUUAAUGACACCUGCUCUGCGAUCGCUUGAUACUAAAAUAAACUUGCAGCUCUACAAAAGGCCUGUUUUCAAAUAGAAAACGUGAAGUUGUAGCGGUGCAGUAACGUCACACAACUUCGGCUCCGAUGGAGGAGAUGCAGGUGUUUCAGUUUCCUAAUCCUAACCACACUUCGGCCAGAUUCUGCCGAGAGCGCAACCUCUCCCUAGCAUUGACCCUACUGUAGUUGCUACGUGCGAACACUGUAGAGAGUGAGAAUUUAAAAAAACAUUGGCUUUGGAUGUGACCCGGGGUUUGGCGGAUACGCUCUGGUCUGGCCACAGGGUCGACGGUUCGUUGUCUGCUCGUCUGCACCGGGCGUUCAAACCUCGUGACCACUGGGACCGUACGCGCCGACAGCCGCAGGCUGCAGGUCGUGAAGAACGCCUCCAGCUGUCGGUGUGUGCGGCAGAGAGAAAUUCAGGGACUUUACGGCUCAGCGAGUUUCUGUUGUUUAACUGUGUGACACUGUGUAGCUUUGAGACAGUUCGGAUCCAGACACCGGAACGCCGUGUCGGCGCUGCCUCUCGGCGUCGGAGUCCUCAGGUUGAAGUCAGCGGCGGCGUCGUCAACCUCUUGGCUGCUUUCUCUCUGAUUCUUGGAAACUCAGACCUGUUCUCACAGUCCGUCAUCGGCUGCCAAAGUCUGGCUCCGUUUGUUUAUCACGACCAUAGUUCCUCUCUUCCUCUUCCUCUUCCCCUUCGUCCCCUCCACUUGGGAUUCCCCUCCUCCCGGCUUACAGUUCAACAACACUGGAGAGCACUUUCCCCUCCAUCCGGCCUUCGGGCAGAAAUAACGCGACGGGAUUUGGGGAUCUGGCGACGGACACCUGAAUCUGAGAUCUUCUAAUCGGCUCUGUGUCUCUGUGUCCUGAUCAAAGAUGUCGAUUUUAUGAACUGUGUUUGUCUUAUUGUACAAUGUCUUUCUGAAUACGUGUUGCGUAGCUAGUAUGGUAUGAAUGCAUCUAUUAAGAGUAUUGAUCACAAAGCAUUUCUGUGACUUUUGGCCCCUUGAGCCUUUGUCACUCCUGCUGUCCACACCAGCAGCACCGACGAAUAAAAAGUCAAGCUGAUAUUCUUCUGUACUUUAAAUAAACUUUAAUCUGAUAUGAACCAAUCGACAGCCUCCGCAGCCGAGCGUUGAAGUGUGUGGAGCUGCGGUUCCCCUAACGGCCACCAGAGGCUGCAGUGUAAAUCCCCUUUUCAUUAAGAAGAGAUCAGGCUCGGAGGUGUGUUUGUGCGUGAUUGACAGGUGUCUCAGCCUAUCGCGCUCAGCUGCGGAGGUGCUUCUGGUUGGUGGUCCGAACACAGACGUAAAGUCCUAAUAUAUAAGAAACAUCCUGCUGUUUUAAUGACGAUCUGCCAACGGGCGAGAUUUGAGAAACACCACGAACACGAACCUGCUCCUGCAUCCUGUUUUAGUUACUUUGAAGAUGACUCGUGCUAAUGCUAAAGAAAGUCGUUAGGGCCAUGUGAAAGACACUUCCUGAGAAAGAGCUUCGGCACGGAGAACAAUGUCCAGAGAGAGAUGAGAGCUUUAUCUGUCUGCACAAGGUGUUAGAUGUUAGAUCCAUAUGUUGUGAACACAAGUUAUUACCGUGGGUGAUGAUAUCGUGCAUGAACCAGACGCAAGUUUUGUAAAAAGAUAAUAUCCUGUGUGAAUAAGGAACAGGAUACUGAAUUUGGAAACGAAAGACGAACAAACGAGUUACGGGUCUCGUGCGACCAAGCUGAUAACUGCAAACAAACGCUACCUAGUGGGAGCAAGGAACUGACUUUAUAAUAUCUUGUGCAAAUGAAAUAAUAACUUUUUGGGACAGAUGAGAUGAAAACAAGAUAAAAGCAAAAUUACGUGUCCAACAAGUGAAAUCUUGAUGAUCUUGAUAAUAAUUUAGGUAAAUAAGAUGAAAACUUAAGUGAACAACAUCAGCCAACAACAUCUUAAGCAAAGAAGAUCAUAACUUGUGUGAAUAAAAAGGAUCACUUAUGGGAACAAGAUGGUAACUUUUGCAAACGGUCAUUUUAGAAAAUAACAUAAAAACGUGUUCACACAAGAUAUGGAUCUUGUGUGAACAAGGUGCUGACUUGUGUGAGAAAGAUAAUUGCUUUUGUAACCAAGAUAUUUGGUGACCACGAGAUACAAAUGAACACGAGAGGGAAAACAAAAUCAUCUUUCAGGACCUUCAGGUUUGCUGUAGAUAUUUUAAAGUCCCAGUUUUCCUCCCAGCUGCCUGCUGAUGUUUCAGUUUUUAAGAAAGCAACGAGUUUGAAGGAAAUUUGGGGGAAUUUUUGGAUGUUUUGAAGUGCGGUAACAACAUAAGGUAAUAUAUAUGCCAAGUCAUAAUCAAUUAUUCCCAGAUUAAUCUCAGAGCUCAAACUACUGUUUUUCACAUGACCUUAAAAGCUCUUUUCCAUUAAAUACUAACAGUCGUCAAACAAAAUCUUGAAUGAUAUUUUGUGUUAAAGUGACAUGAAUGUGUGAUUUCUGUGACUUUCCAUAUUUUCAGUUUUUUUCCUUGUGUUUGGUUUUCUCAUGUAACAGAAACAGAAAUACUGAUUGACUUUAUCCCUCCAUCUUCUGUAACGUGUGUCUCAUGACGUCUGAAUAAAU
Molecule: messenger RNA, 6883 nt
Organism: Xiphias gladius (swordfish)
Lineage: Eukaryota; Metazoa; Chordata; Actinopteri; Istiophoriformes; Xiphiidae
Gene: cdc42se1
Product: CDC42 small effector 1
Exons: 5
Coding region: 621-944 (107 amino acids)
Biological process (GO): regulation of Rho protein signal transduction
Cellular component (GO): plasma membrane
Molecular function (GO): small GTPase binding
Source: RefSeq, a predicted model, not a curated record